Molecule: messenger RNA, 696 nt
Organism: Aspergillus ochraceoroseus IBT 24754
Lineage: Eukaryota; Fungi; Ascomycota; Eurotiomycetes; Eurotiales; Aspergillaceae
Product: DsbA family oxidoreductase
Exons: 2
Coding region: 1-696 (231 amino acids)
Molecular function (GO): oxidoreductase activity
Source: RefSeq, a predicted model, not a curated record
AUGACCAACUUCAACAUCCAAAUCAUCUCUGAUAGUGUUUGCCCGUGGUGCUACGUCGGCUACCGUCGUCUCUCCCGCGCAAUCACAAUCCACAAAACCUCUCACCCCCUAGACACAUUCACUCUAACCUGGGCCCCCUUCUACCUGAACCCACACGCACCCCGCUACCCGGGUGUCGACAAACGACAAUACUACGAGACAAAGUUCGGCGCGGACCGCACAGACUCCAUUCUCGCGCGGCUCUCCAGCGUCGGAGCCGCAGACGGGAUUGCGUUCAAGUUCGGGGGCCGCACAGGAAGUACGCGGGACUCGCAUCGGUUGAUCUGGUAUGCGGGGGAGAAGGAGAAGGAGAACAACAUCAGCAACGCUAAAAGCGGGGAAGAUGAUGUGAUCGGGGGAAUCCAGACCAGAGUGAUUGAACGGUUGUUCCGGGGGUAUUUUGAGGAAGAGAAGAAUAUUACCGACCCCGCCGUGUUGUUGGAGGCGGGGGUUGCCGCGGGGUUGGGGCGCGAGGAGGUGCAGAGUGUGUUGGAUUCGGAGAUCGGGUUGGAUCAGGUUGAGAUGGAGGCGACGAGGGCGAGGAGGCAGUUGGUGACGGGGGUGCCUUAUUAUCUUGUGCAGGGAAUGUAUGCGAUCGAGGGUGCGGAUGAGCCGGAGACAUUCCUGCAGGUGUUUGAACGGAUUAAGGAGGCUUAG